Molecule: messenger RNA, 650 nt
Organism: Solanum verrucosum
Lineage: Eukaryota; Viridiplantae; Streptophyta; Magnoliopsida; Solanales; Solanaceae
Product: mitochondrial import inner membrane translocase subunit PAM16 like 2-like
Exons: 3
Coding region: 46-357 (103 amino acids)
Biological process (GO): protein import into mitochondrial matrix
Cellular component (GO): TIM23 mitochondrial import inner membrane translocase complex
Source: RefSeq, a predicted model, not a curated record
UUGUUCUUGAGGCAGGCUGCAAAAAUUCUUGCUAAUUUAAUUGUAAUGGGCUCUUCUAUAUUGGCAAGGGCAUUUGUUCAAGCAUAUCGUCAGGCAUUGUCCAAUGCCUCGAAGAAUGGUGUUGCUCAAGAAGCAGUGCAGAAUAUUAAAAGAUCUAGCAAAACCAUGACGGAAGCAGAGGCAAGACAGAUUCUUGGUGUCACAGAGGAUUCAUCAUGGGAAGAAAUUGUGCAGAAGUAUGACAACUUGUUUGAGCGAAAUGCUAAAAACGGGAGUUUUUACCUUCAAUCAAAGGUACAUAGAGCUAAAGAGUGUUUGGAAGAAGUUCACAAACCAAAAGAACCAGAAACAAAAUAAGAAAUUUUGUGCUGAUGUUUAGUGUAUAUUCUUGCUGCUAAUGAUUUACCUGGCUAGUUCCUUGGAUCUUUGUCGAAAAUUUUAUAUUUUGGUGACAGCAGUUGAGGUUUCUGUUCAAGAACUUCAAUGUAGUGAGUGUGUUAAGACACAUCACAACACAACACAACACAACACACUCACACCAUUGUAGUAUACAUGUGUAUAAAGGGAUCAAUUUCUUGAGUAGCUAACAAAAAAAGAAGUUGAAAAAACUUGAUGACAUUUUCGCCCAUUAUUUUAAGUUGUAUUCAUUA